This is a messenger RNA of Lathyrus sativus (Indian pea), 894 nucleotides long. The record is from the annotation of a GenBank genome assembly. Lineage: Eukaryota; Viridiplantae; Streptophyta; Magnoliopsida; Fabales; Fabaceae.
AUGGGUUUAGAUGAGAGCAGAGGCAGUGUUGUGGUAUUGGAUUCGGUUCAUGAGGUGAUUGCAAUUGAUGACAGCAACAAUUUGGUUGUGGGGGACAAAGAAUAUGUUAGUGGAGAGAUUGGAACUUCAAGAGAAGUGGGUAUGAAUUCAGGAUCCAGUAAGGAGGGGUCUGCUGAGGAAGUUAAGGUUAAGGAACAGUGUGAUGAAGAAAAUAUUCAUGGUGAAUUGCGAGUGGUUGAUCAAGAAACUAGUUAUAAUUCAAGCAAUUCAGUUAAUGAGGAAGUGGUUGAGACUGGCGCUGUUGUAAUAGAGUCUGUUCAUGUUCAGACUGAGUAUCUUAAUGGAGAGGAAAGGAAGUUGGAAGCAAACCCUGAUGAAUCCGGGCUUAGUUUGGUUUCCAUGAAAUCGCCGAAAGGGGAGUCUGAAAUCGAUAAAGAUUCGUGUGUGAUUGAUAUGAAGUGCAGUAGCCACAAAGGGUUUUCUGAGAAUUCACAAGGUGAAAGGAUUUGUAGGAUUUGUCAUCUGGCUUUUGGGCCGGCAUCAGACGCAGCAAUUGUUGAAUAUGCUAGCGCUACAAGCGGGGAUUUUAUUCAACUUGGUUGCGUGUGUAAAGACGAGCUCGGCAUUGCACAUGUUUAUUGUGCUGAAGUGUGGUUCAAGCUUAAGGGAAACAGAUUAUGUGAAAUAUGUGGUGAGACUGCAAAAAAUGUUUCGGGUGUUACUAAUAACGGAAUUACAGAAGAGUGGAAUGAUAGAAGAUUCAUGGACAAUGGCGGUAACUCAUCCCGUAGAUUUGGUGGAUGCUGGCGAGCACAGCCUUUUUGUAAUUUCUUGAUGGCGUGCCUGGUAAUAGCUUUCAUUAUGCCAUGGUUUUUUCAUGUAAACAUGUUCUAG